AUGUCGGCAGGGUUCACAAAGCAAGACAAGGAGGACCUCCGGGAGAUCUUUCGCAUCUAUGACUUUUCUAAGGUCAACAAGGUUGAGGACUCGGUUGCGCUGGCCCAAAAAGCCGGCCAGACCCCCGCCGAGCUGUUCGACGACCUUUAUCAGCUUUUUAAGAUCCAAAAACUGCCACAGCGAGAGACGGUGGCGAGGCGAAUGCGCGAGGCCGUCCCCAACGCCACUGAUGCGGAUGUCGAAAGCGUAAUUCGGCAAAGCGAGAUGAAAGGUUUCACCGAGCGCGACGCCCUGCGCUCGCUGGAGCGGAAGUACAGUGUGCAGCACCUCGAUAGGCGUGCUCUGCUAGCCUCGCGCGGCAACCACUCAAGUCCACAGUGCAAGGUCCUCGAGGGGGAGUCAGAGCUGGGGCAAGCGGCCAGCUCGCUGCACCACAUCCAGGUGAACGAGACCAGCAUGACGAGCAGCACACUUCUGGCAACCAGCGGCGAUGUGAUGGAAAAGGCGUCUGACUCCUCUCUUAUGUUAGCCCGGCCACCCAGUAAGCUGAGUGGAGCGCCGACGCGUGAGGACCUGGACGAAAUCAUCGCCGAGGAGGUGCGUGAGUGGGUGGCGAAGAUGGUGGGAGUCAAGUACAACGCGGAUGUGUUGUCGAUGCCCAACUUCGUCGACGCCCUGCGCUCUGGUGUCGUACUGCACGUGCUGCUGCAGAAGAUGGAAAGCCCUCCCGUCUCUGACGAGGACCUGAAGCUACCGAAGCGGACAACAGGCUUCUUCGUUCGCGACAACGUAGCCACAUUCCUGACGACAGCGAAGAGGCGCUACAACCUUGUCGACGCGCAACUCUUCACCGUCUCGGAUCUGGUAGACGGCAAGAACGACCGGCAGGUGGUGACAUGCGUGAUGUCAAUAGCGCGCAUCGCCUACAGCGGUGGCACCAUCAAGGACGCGCCAAACAUUAUUAUGUACGAGCACGAAAUUGAGCAACAGCAAAACCGCCUUACCCGGCUUGAUCUGGACCGCAUCGUGCAAGAGGCAGAGGCCGAUGAGGGCAUGUCCAACCCCGUCGCGCGCCACGAUGACCCGGUGGACUGGCCAUCGAACAAGACAGUCCCUGUACCCACCACCACGUCGCCGACUGUGCGUUCGUGCGACGAGUGCCACGACUUCGCCACGCCUCCUACACAGGAAUCACCAUGCGCGGGUGAGAGUGCGUUCACACAACACGAGUUAGGCUCUCCCGAUGUGGCAGUCGAGGGACUGGUGCGCUGCACUGUCCCCGACACAGCAGCGGUGUGCGACACGGAUAAGUUGAACGACAAAGGUGGCGAAGAUAAGGCCGCGGCGACAUCAGCAUCUACGCUGCCUUCUGACCAAACACCGCUGAGGGUGUCGGCGUCUCUGGCGUGUAUGCCUCCGCCGCGCACUUGCGCCAUCGAAGGCACGACAGAGCCAGGGGUGUUGUCGGCACCGACAGAUGUCGGAGAGCACUUCUUGCCGGCAAACGCGUCUGUGGGGCAAGUGUCACAGACGAGCGCGCAGUUGACUCCCACCAACAGCGACGAGGCGCUGACGGCAGCGGCGCCGAGCACCGCCGUUGCACAGCCAGCCGAGACACCAGAGGACAGGACUGAGGCACGGGGCACAGACGUGUCCGAUGCGGCGCCAUCGGAGAGGCGCCGUAGUGGUGGUGAGGACAGCGAUGGCGGCGGCCGCGUCUUUUACCUGCGCGACGGCAUGAUCCACCCAGCGAAGGCGACGCCGAUGGAAGAAAAGGUGGUUGCUGAGCAUCGCAAGAAGACAGGCCCACGCGUCGUGUGGAAGAGUACGAGCACACCCUUGGAAGCCACACAGCCGCCGCGAUACCAUAGCCGGCACUGGGACGGCAUCGAUGUUGCCCUGGGUCGUCAUUUGAAUGCGCAUUACGAGAAGCACCGCCAGUCUCCUUGGCGCUUUCGAACUGUCACGGCCACAUCCGGCGAGUAUGUGUUGUACAACCGCCUCGAUGCGAGCAGGCGUGUUGUGUUCCUGCGUAUUAUUCAAAAGAGGCUGUUUCUGCGCAAUGCCGGCAAGCACCAGCGGUGGGUUGAGAUCGAUGAGGCCUUAGAGGGACUGGAGAGGUUGGAAGUGUAG
Messenger RNA from Leishmania mexicana MHOM/GT/2001/U1103, 2133 nucleotides. RefSeq lists its product as hypothetical. Bases 1 to 2133 code for a protein of 710 amino acids. The record is from RefSeq and is a predicted model, not a curated record. Gene Ontology annotation, cellular component: actin filament. NCBI's taxonomy places the organism in Eukaryota, Euglenozoa, Kinetoplastea, Trypanosomatida, Trypanosomatidae. Gene Ontology annotation, molecular function: cytoskeletal adaptor activity; actin filament binding. The transcript has a single exon. Gene Ontology annotation, biological process: actin crosslink formation.